This is a messenger RNA of Merops nubicus (carmine bee-eater), 926 nucleotides long. It is a transcript of the gene SNAPC1, whose product is annotated as small nuclear RNA activating complex, polypeptide 1, 43kDa. Gene Ontology annotation, cellular component: snRNA-activating protein complex. The annotation marks the transcript as partial. Gene Ontology annotation, biological process: snRNA transcription by RNA polymerase III; snRNA transcription by RNA polymerase II. The transcript has 8 exons. Gene Ontology annotation, molecular function: sequence-specific DNA binding. NCBI's taxonomy places the organism in Eukaryota, Metazoa, Chordata, Aves, Coraciiformes, Meropidae. The record is from RefSeq and is a predicted model, not a curated record.
UGGCAGAAUGAGAGCUUUGGAAAGGAACAAGAUCACAAAGAAGACGUUGGAGCUGGCACAGCAGUAUUUCUUGCCCCCCUACGCUUUCCAGAUCCGGGUUGGUGCCCUGUACCUUUUGUAUGGGCUCUACAAUACACAGCUUUGCCAGCCAAAACAAAAGAUCAGAAUCGCGCUCAAGGAUUGGCCUGAAAUCCAGAAAUUUCAGCAGGAUCUGCUAGACUCCCAGCAUUAUGAUGCUGUGUACAUCUUCAGGACGCUGCGAGUUGCCAGAGCAUUCCAUUUCACAGCAAUGACAAAGCUGCUAAACUACCGAACUAAGAAGAAGAUUGAGGAAAAAGAUUUUAAAGAGGAGUUUAAGGACCCAAGCAACAGAGUAAACAGCCUCAUCACUAAUGAUGUAUUGGAGGAACUAAUGAAUAUUCAUGACCACUAUCAGAAAAUGAAGUGUGUCAUUUCAGCUGACAAAUCCCAGCCAGACAAGGCGCUGAGCUUGAUAAAAGAUGACUUUGUGGUUACUCUCAAAGAUAUAACCUUGGAACAUCAGGAAUGGCAGCAGAACAGAAUGAAAUUAUUCCUAAAUGUUAAAGAAACUGAGGAAACAUCAAACAAAAAGGAAGAAGAGACUUUGCUAAAUUCAGAGGGUUCGGAAAGAGCAAAUGCGUUGGCUAGAAUCAAAUACAAGUCUUACUCUGCAGUUGCUGAGGCUUCCAAAUCCAGAAGACAUCGUCAAGUAAAAUUGGAGUCUUCUGAAUCAGGAGCAAAUUGCGGGAAAUCUCCAAGCCGAGGUAAACAGAGCAACAGGAGACCACAGCCAGCAAGGAGAAGAGAUGCUUUGGAAAUCAAAGGUGAAGUUCAAGUGGCAGAGGAACCUGUUACUCAGCAUAUUGGGAUGCCUAUAAUCACAGAAGAGAACUCAGAUGAAGAAG